Camponotus floridanus (Florida carpenter ant) is the source of this 1924-nucleotide messenger RNA. RefSeq names its product UDP-N-acetylglucosamine transporter (gene Ugalt). Gene Ontology annotation, cellular component: Golgi membrane. Gene Ontology annotation, biological process: pyrimidine nucleotide-sugar transmembrane transport. Gene Ontology annotation, molecular function: UDP-galactose transmembrane transporter activity. Bases 365 to 1366 code for a protein of 333 amino acids. The transcript has 5 exons. The record is from RefSeq and is a predicted model, not a curated record. Lineage: Eukaryota; Metazoa; Arthropoda; Insecta; Hymenoptera; Formicidae.
UACAUACACAUUAAUAUGAAGUUAGCAUGUGACCUAUCGUAGUAAAAAUAUGAAAUUUAUUCCGUUAUAUUUUGUCACUUAAAUUUAAUUAGGUCUAAAUAGAAAAUAACGAGGAAGGCCAAUCGAGGCCAAUCAAAAAUGAUAUCGAUAAGAAAAUAACUAGGCAUUCUUGAGAAGCACGAAUAUUCAACGUGUCAGGUCAACGUGUACAAAAAUUUCACAAAUGGUGCGCAUCCCCUUAGCAAAUGUCAAUUGGGUUUUUUUAUCUGACGCUUUAUUUCCUUUCCUAGAGCUUCGGAUUAAAAAAUGUAGUGGAAAAAUAUCUGUGUUACUUCAUCAGAAUUAAAAUUAAUCUAUCAUCAACAUGAAUAAGACUUCGAAAAAAACUGGACAAACAUUGAAGUAUGUGAGUUUAAUUACUCUCACGCUUCAAAAUGCUAUGGUUGGCCUCAGCAUGCGAUAUUCGCGUACUAGAAUAGGAGAUAUGUUUCUAUCUUCCACUGCUGUUGUGAUGGCAGAAGUAGUUAAAUUAUUUACUUGUCUAAUACUCGUAUACAUCGAAGAAGGAAGCUUUGAGAAAUUUUACAAAGCAUUACAUAUGACAAUCGUGAAACAGCCUAUUGAUACUUUGAAAGUUUGUGUGCCAUCUCUCUUGUAUAUUAUACAAAACAAUUUACUUUAUGUGUCUGCAUCUAAUCUGGAUGCAGCUACGUAUCAGGUUACAUAUCAAUUAAAAAUUUUAACAACAGCUUUCUUCGCAAUAGCGAUAUUACGUAAAACUCUACGUAUCACCCAGUGGAGUGCUCUGGUGUUAUUAGUUAUUGGAGUAGUUCUUGUACAACUGGCUCAAAGCGUAAAAACGCCUUUACUCUCGGGCAUCGAACAAAAUCACUGGCUAGGUUUCUCCGCUGCUCUGAGCGCGUGUUUCCUAUCUGGCUUCGCGGGAAUCUACUUCGAGAAAAUUCUCAAAGGCUCUGACAUCUCUGUGUGGAUGCGAAAUGUACAGUUAAGCGUGCUAUCUAUACCGUUUGGCUUGGGCACAUGUUUUCUACAGGAUGGUGAUGUCAUAUACAAACAGGGUUUCUUCUUUGGUUACGAUUUGUUUAUCUUUUACCUGGUUAUCUUGCAAGCGGGCGGUGGAUUGAUUGUAGCCAUGGUAGUUAAAUAUGCUGACAACAUAUUGAAGGGCUUUGCUACAUCAUUAGCCAUUAUCAUUUCUUGCAUAGCUUCCAUUUAUCUGUUCAACUUUCAACUAUCACUUCAAUUCACUUUAGGUGCAUUUCUCGUAAUAUGCUCGAUUUUCCUUUAUGGUCACCAGCCGAAAAUUGUAUCUCUCGAUAAACAUACAUCUGCUGAAAAAGUCUGACAGUAGUGAAAAUACUGGAUAUCUCAGUAUAAUAUGAAUAAUUGAUUUUACAAAUUUUCACAAGAUUUUAUAAAUUUUCUCAUUAUUUAACAUUAAUUUGUGGGAUAUAGAGAAUUCUAAUGAUUUAGUGAAAAAUAGAAUCAAUUUAAAAGAAGAAUCAGUUUAAAGAACUAGUGUUGAUAAAUAAAAAUCAAUGAAAAAGAUAAAAGAUUUGACAAAUAUUCACAUUGUUAUAUUGAUACUAUGUGUAUCGAGAAAAAUCAGUAUCAAUAUCUUUGGUAAUAUUUUCUAUUGUAAAACACAAUGAUAUAAUUGAUACAAUGUAUAUAUGAAAAAAAAUCAAUUAGUGCAAUCAUAUUUUAUAUUUGAUUCCAGUAUUUAUCUCUCUUGUGACAGAAUGGAGAUUUUACACAAACGAUGAUAUAGAGAAAAGUGAGAUUAUAUUUGUAAUAAAUUCGAAUUAUUGUAGAUACAGAACAUUGACACUAUUAACUAUUCAUUCAUGAUGAUGAUGAUUUUAUUUUUUUAUAGCGAUAGUUUUAAAUACAUUCGUAUACA